This is a messenger RNA of Plodia interpunctella (Indianmeal moth), 1327 nucleotides long. RefSeq lists its product as uncharacterized. Bases 594 to 890 code for a protein of 98 amino acids. The record is from RefSeq and is a predicted model, not a curated record. The transcript has 4 exons. Lineage: Eukaryota; Metazoa; Arthropoda; Insecta; Lepidoptera; Pyralidae.
GUGAAAACCUAGGUGAGAACUAGAUCUAGGCUUAUCCGGCUAGAUCUAGGUGCAGUUGGCCUCAUUUGGUUACACCCAGGUGUAGCCUACUUGUCAUGAGUUAGACCUUAGGUUUAGCCGUUAUAAUUCCGGCAAAAACUUGGUGUAACCUGCUUAUUUUGGGCUAGGAUGUACCUAUAUAGACCUUAGUUUAAGUGUUACCGCUCUCAGUUGCCGAUCUCAGAUAUAACCACUAGUGGCCGGAUGCAUCUGGGUCUACUCUGAAGAAAACGGUUACACCUAGGUAGAUAAGCUGGCUGCACCUAGAUCUAGCCGGAUAUAUAUGUACAAUAUUUUAUAUGUGUUGAAAAGCGCCGUAGUUUAAGAAAUACUACUUAACAACUAAGAUUAAAUGUGCACUUAUAUUUUAGCUAUCAACAUAAUUAUUUAUUAAUAAUAAAUAAGCAAUGAUUCAAGGCUGGCCUCGCAAGGAAAUUUAUAAAAAGUCUUACCGUUUGCAACACGAAUAUAUGAUUACCGGACCAGUGUAUCAUCUGCGAUAUAACGAAAUUUUAAUUAUAAUUAAAUAAAAAAAGCUAUCGACAAACAACAAUAUGAGAAAUCUUGCAUCCGUAAUUUUGAUUGUUGCUUUCAUCAGCUCUCAGAAAGUAAACGUCAUGGCACAAUUUGGUUUAUUAGGGCGACUAAUGGGGCCCAGACUACCACCAAUCGUGAUGGCACCCCCAAUGAUGCGACCCCCAGUAGUAUAUGCAACACCUCCCCCGCCAGUGGUCGUUGCACCCCCGGCGGCCCGCCCCGCCGCGUUCCCGCCAGCGAUUGUCAACGUUGUUUCUGAUUCUGACCGUGCCAGGGUGGACGCACCACCCGGAGCCGUUGUAAAUUCAGUAUAACACCUCAUGUGAUAUUCCUGGGUUUAUAACGCCGCCCCUCAUAAUUGAAAAGACUUAUUUAAUAUUUAUUUUCAACAAAAAAAAAGAAGAUUACAAAAUUAUUUUAUCAAAUUUGUGUAAUAUAAAUAAUAUUACAAAUGUACAUUAUUAUAAAAUGUAAUUAAUAUACUUAGGUCUUAGAUAUUAUUACACAAUUUUGAAAAAAAAGACAAAAUGUACUUUAAUAAAACAUUAUUUCUGAAAAAAAAUGUCGGUGGCAGAAGUAAUUAACCCAGCAUGGUUAAUUUUUGUACCAAAGUUCGUAAUUCGUCGUGUAAUUUUUUGGUGAAAGAAUGACAAAUGUUUUUGGCCAAGUGUUUCAGAGUUAAUAUUAGAAAAAAAAACAAGAAAUAGAAUUACACGCAAAAAUACGAUACGGAUUUUUAAAAAUAAUAUAA